AUGGUUGGACAGAUGCAACACGCAGAAAGAGCAACUGGAAAGAUACCUAGAAAACACUCCUACCACUGCCAACAGAAGUGGACAUACAAAAAUUACCCCGAGUGUUCAAGAUGGCAUCGGACAGCUGUGAGACUGGCCAGCUUUGCACUGGUUUUCUUGGUGGCCACAGUGAUAGGACUCGCCAUCCAUGUAAGUCAUCAGAGCAGGUAUUCCUUAACUGAUAAACCUAAUGACAGGAUACUUGGUAAUAAUGAAACCAGAUAUUGUGGCUGUAUGGAUAUUCCUCCCGAGAAACAACAGGACAAAAUAUCCAUGGGAAAGUCAUGUCCUGAUAACUGGUUCCAGAAACAAGGGAAAUGUUACAAAUUUUACAUGAACUUUAAGUCAUGGAUUGAUAGUGAAAUAUCCUGUGUAGUAAAGAAAUCACAUCUCAUAGUGAUCGAAAACAAAGCAGAAUUGGAUUUCAUCCAGAGUAAAAUACAUGAUGGUGUUUACUUUUGGAUUGGACUGAAUAUUACAGACACACAGAAACGGACCUGGCUGGAUGGCACACCGUUACAGCCAUGGCUAUUUCAAGUUACUGGCCAGUUUGAAGACAAUGCCUGUGCCCUGAUAACAAGGAAAGGUGUUUUUUUUUUUUUUUUUUUUUUUUUUUUUCCUGAAAGGUGUUUCAUCGACAAUCACUGGAUUUGUCAAGAUUCAUCUACAGAGGACAGUGUUUGA
Messenger RNA from Phodopus roborovskii (desert hamster), 723 nucleotides. RefSeq names its product killer cell lectin-like receptor subfamily F member 1. NCBI's taxonomy places the organism in Eukaryota, Metazoa, Chordata, Mammalia, Rodentia, Cricetidae. The record is from RefSeq and is a predicted model, not a curated record.